AUGUGGCCGCCGCGCGCGCUAUGCGUCGCCGUGCGGGUCGCGCUCGCGCGCGACGGCGAGACACCAUUGCGCGCGCUGCGCGAGGGCGGCGACGUGUGCGCCCUCGACAGCGUCUCCGGGCUCUACCGCGACGGCGACGGCGGCGGCGUCUGCGCAACCGUGGAUUAUUUGACCAGCCAAUGUGCCCAAGCGAUGGACGUCGCGAGCGCGGACAUGUGCGAGUGCGGCGGCAUGGGGUGCCCGUCCUGCGGCAACGGCCUGAUGCUCGCCGCAACAGAUCAGCCGAUGCACCCGCAGCAGAUGCGCCCGCAGCAGAUGAUGAACCCGCAGCAGAUGAUGAACCCGCAGCAGAUGAUGAACCCGCAGCAGAUGAUGAACCCGAAGGACGUGCACCCGGAGCAGAUGCACCCGGAGCAGAUGCACCCGGAGCAGAUGCACACGGAGGAGCAGCAGCAGCAGCAGCAGCAGCAGCAGCAGCGGCUGCAGCAACAGCAGCAGCAGCAGAUGAUGAUGCACCAGCAGAAGCAGGGUAAAAUGAGAGCCGUCUAUGCCAUGAAGAGUGAACACAAGAGCAAACUCAAGCAAGCGGAAGAGGUGAACGACCUCAUUGUAAAAUGA
Aureococcus anophagefferens is the source of this 618-nucleotide messenger RNA. RefSeq lists its product as hypothetical. NCBI's taxonomy places the organism in Eukaryota, Pelagophyceae, Pelagomonadales, Pelagomonadaceae. The record is from RefSeq and is a predicted model, not a curated record. The coding region runs from base 1 to 618 and encodes 205 amino acids. The transcript has 7 exons.